AAGCGACACGUGCAAAGACGUGGCGAUACGUGUCAUUCAGAAGUUAAAAGAAAAAUAAAAUGUUUGUUGCGGUUUCACAUCCUCCCAAAGUGUUUAUAAGUUUAUUACCCGUAGUGGCAGUUCAGAUUUGAUGAUGUAGUAAGCAACUUGCAAGUACAAUGACGAAUCUGUUGGCUUUGUGUCUUGUCUUCAGCACUUUAUUUGCGGCGGAAGUAUGGUCUCCGAGCCCAUCCGUGACCACUCAACAGACCGUGGUGUCGGAGGAAGACGUCAUCGUCAAAGAUGGCCAUCGCGUUGUGGUGGUUGAAUACGACCGCGACGGGAAAACCAAUACCAGAGUCUCGAUCUCGCCGCCGUCGGCAGAUGAGGGAGAACAAAAACAAGUAGUAGAGAAGGAAACUACGUUGUUUAGACACUCUAAAGAGAAAGCGAAAGAAACGGCGUCGUAUUUUCCAAACGUUGGUCAAGGCAUCUCGCAGCCGGUUGUGACGGAGGAGGCGCGUGAUCACCACGCGACGGCUGGGGAAGUCAUAUGCGACGCGUUCGGUAAGUGCAGGCAGAAGAUCUCGAGUGUUGUUGGCCGGGCUAAAGACCGAGCAUCUGAUACGGUAGAUGAUGUCGGAGAGAAGAUCUCUGAUGCCGGAGAUGCUGCGGCGGGUAAAGCUUACGACGUGAAGGAGACGGUUACACGUGUGGCACGUGACUUAGAGGAAACGGUUGCUGAUAAAGCCGGCUAUGCUAAGGAGAAGGUAGGAGAGACGGCACAUGAUGCGAAGGAGGGUAUGGCCCAUAAAGCUCAAGAUGUUAAAGAUAAAGUAACCAGAAAAGCCAAUAACGUGAAGGAGACCAUGGCCCAUAAACCCCAUGAGUCGAAGGAGAGGGUGAAAGAUGAAGUGAGAGAGAAGGCUCACGAACUCAAGGAGAAGGCGGCUCACAAGUCCCACAACGCGUGGGAGAGAGUUAAGUUUGCGGCGCGUGGAUUGGGGUCAGCGACUGCGAAGGCGCUGAGUCCUACUAAGGUAGCAAGCGUGGUGGGGCUGACUGCAAUUGCGGCUGCGUUUGGGACUAGCGUGUGGGUGACGUUUGUGUCGAGCUACGUGUUGGCCUCAGUGUUGGGGAGGCAGCAGUUCGGGGUUGUUCAGAGCAAGCUGUAUCCUGUCUACUUCAAGGCAACCUCUGUUGGAAUCUUGGUGGGUUUGCUUGGUCACGUGCUUAGCCGGCGGAGGAAGCUGCUCACUGACGCUACGGAGAUGUGGCAAGGCGUGAACCUUUUGUCCGCUUUCUUUAUGAUUGAGGCUAAUAAGUCAUUUGUCGAGCCACGUGCCACCAAGGCGAUGUUUGAGAGGAUGAAGGCGGAAAAAGAAGGAAGAGGAGGAGGAGAGAGAACGAGUGAGCAAGAAGUAAGGAGGAAACUGGAGAGGCUAAGCGAGAGGCUGAGCAAGCUCAACACAUACUCCUCUUGGUUAAACAUAAUGAUGCUCAUGUCUCUAACCUGGCACUUUGUUUAUCUCGGCCAGAGACUAGGCGCUGCUUGUUGAUGCAUAUGGCUUUGUUAAUUUGUCUCAAGUGUGUGUAUCUCCUGGUCCUACACCUAACUUUUGUCGUUGUGGUUGUUGUUUUCUGACGUACUUCUUACGGUGUCAUAGUUUUAUGUUGUGUUGUUUAAUGUCAUAUGUAGAUAUGUCUUGUUAUUAGGUCAUGCCUUGACUUUUGAGUUA
This is a messenger RNA of Brassica oleracea var. oleracea, 1718 nucleotides long. RefSeq lists its product as uncharacterized. Lineage: Eukaryota; Viridiplantae; Streptophyta; Magnoliopsida; Brassicales; Brassicaceae. The record is from RefSeq and is a predicted model, not a curated record. Bases 159 to 1538 code for a protein of 459 amino acids. The transcript has 2 exons.